UUAAAAGUUCACAUAACCCCGCCGAAAAAACGACAUGUGCUUUCUUGUGAUCAGUUUCGUUCUUUAUUACCUUCAUUACGAUUGUUUAAUUAAUUAGCUAAAUUGCAUCUAAUCGACGUCAGAAUUAAAUACGCUUGCAGCACGUGUUUAAUUGCGCUUUCUUUCUACAUUUAUAUCAUUGUACAAAAUUGGAGUAAACUGUAAGAUUGUCUAACAGCAUCAUUGAUUUUAAUUACUUUAUCUGACAGUUAAAAUUAUAUUAUUAAAUUACGUAUACAAUUUUAAAAAGCCUGCAUAAUGGCUGAUGCAAAUGUCACGGAAACGACAACCAAUGUCACAGAAAACGACAAAAAUCCGUACGCGUAUCUCGAUAGAGAGGAUUUUACAUCUGAAAAAUAUAAAAUAGAAGUGCGCGGUUUACCAAAAUAUUAUGGAAUUGGUGAAUUCAAGAAGCUUCUAAAUGAAAAGUUAGAAUUACAAUUAUGCAAGGUGAAACCACCCCGGAAAGGCAGCGGUUGGUUGUAUGUAUGCUUCAGAAAUGAAGAAUGUCGUCAACGAGCGAUAACUACUAUAAAUGGUAUUUUAUGGAAAAAUAGUAAACUCACUGCACAGGUAGCUAAACCAGCACCAGAUCCAUUUGUGAAAAGAAAAUUGGAAGAAGAGGAGUCUAAUCACAAACGUUUGAAGACUGAUUCAAAUUGUUCUCCUGUGGAUAAAAUCAAAUUUAUUACUACUCCUUUAUGGAAUAUGCCAUAUCCAAAUCAACUAGAACUCAAGCAGAAGGAAAUGAAAUCCAUUCUGAUAAAAAUAGGUCAACAGAUGCUUAAAGAAAGUAAAGCGCUGACAGAUUGGAUAACUUCACAAAGAAAAUUAUAUGACGGAUUGCCUUGUGAGUUACAGACGAUACUUUCCACAGAUAUUACUGAAGCGUAUAGAAACAAAUGCGAGUUUACAAUUGGUAAAGAUACUGAACAGAACAAAGUUAUAAUUGGGUUUAGAUUAUCAAGUUACGCUUCAGGUUCUACUGCAGUAGGGCCUAUCGAUGAUCUUUGCCACAUUCCUGAGAGUAUGAAGGUUGCGGUAAAGAUAUUGGAAACAUUUAUACGCGAGUCCAACUUGGAGCCUUUCAAUCCAGUCAAUCAUAGCGGAUAUUGGAGACAAGUUACCGCUCGAAUUACUCGUGCCAAUCAUUUGAUGUUGAUAGUAGGAAUACAGGCUCAGGAACUAAGCAGCGACGAAUUGGAAAAGUUGAAGUCACAGCUGCGAAUAUUUUUCGAAACGGGAAAAGGCGUUGACGCACAUGUCACUUCGUUGUACUUUCAAACGUUGGAUAAAAAGAGUAUAGGUGGCGAAAGCAACGACACUUUGUAUCAUAUCAGUGGUACGGAAUAUAUAGAGGAAACGCUCCUUGGAAUGAAAUUUCAAGUUUCGCCUCAAGCAUUUUUUCAAGUCAAUACAUUAGGAGCAGAAGUUUUAUAUAAAGCGGCGAUUGGUCUUGCUGAACCCACGAUGGAUACAUCGCUACUUGAUGUGUGUUGCGGCACUGGAACCAUAGGCCUCUGCUUUUCGAAGCAUUGUGGCGAAGUACUAGGAAUAGAAGUAACGCCCGACGCUAUAAAGGAUGCAAAGGAAAAUGCUGUCAAGAAUAAUAUCACCAAUUGCGAAUUUUUCGUCGGAAAAGCGGAGGACAUUUUAUCGCCUGUCAUUCAAAGGGCGACAAAGUCUAAUAUUAUUGCCAUUGUGGAUCCACCACGUGCUGGCUUGCAUCAAAAAGCGUUAUUGACGUUACGCAAAGUAAAAAAGUUGAAUAGAUUGGUGUACAUAUCAUGCGACCCUCGUGCUGCCAUGAGAAAUCUAGUUGAUUUAGCACGACCUAGUUCAAAGCAAUAUCUCGGUGAACCUUUGGUGCCAGUAAAAGCCAUUGCAGUGGAUAUGUUUCCUCAUACCAAACAUUGUGAAUUGAUAAUGUGCCUUGAAAGACUAUCGAAGGCAAUGAAAUCAAACGAAUGUACCACCCAAGAAAAUACGAAAUAAAGAAUACUUAAAUGUUUUAUCAA
Molecule: messenger RNA, 2057 nt
Organism: Linepithema humile (Argentine ant)
Lineage: Eukaryota; Metazoa; Arthropoda; Insecta; Hymenoptera; Formicidae
Product: tRNA (uracil-5-)-methyltransferase homolog A
Biological process (GO): RNA processing
Molecular function (GO): RNA binding; RNA methyltransferase activity
Source: RefSeq, a predicted model, not a curated record